Messenger RNA from Mycosarcoma maydis (corn smut), 1293 nucleotides. RefSeq lists its product as uncharacterized. The coding region runs from base 1 to 1293 and encodes 430 amino acids. Lineage: Eukaryota; Fungi; Basidiomycota; Ustilaginomycetes; Ustilaginales. The record is from RefSeq and is a predicted model, not a curated record. The transcript has a single exon.
AUGGCACAGCGCAACACCACUAGCGGCGAUGGUUCACCGGAUCGGAUCGCACGCUCUCGUUCGCGAGGUCGUGCUAACAUUGUUGGCGCCACCUCUAGCCAAAUAGCAAGAAGCAACAACCGGUCUUCAUCCAGAGCCAGUUUUCUCGGUCGAUCGCGUCGACGAACCUAUCAGAUCUAUGACGAGAAUGAUGCACUUCAAUCCAGCCAGCAGAGGUGGAGGAGUGAGUCGAGGACUGUCAGAGGAAGCUUCGAAGACGACGAUGAUUAUGUCUUCAUCCAUGACGAACAGCACAACGACGGCCGACAAUCACCUGUGAAAGUGCACGACAUCGACCCACAAUCUCAAAAACUAGCUUCGACUUUGGAAGAGGACUCGGCGUCGCGCUCGCAAGCAACCACACUCGGAAACGUUUCGGCGGUCGUACCAGCAACGCCAGUCGAUGUGCAAAAAGAUGCGCAUCCAACGAAUCAGCAGAGCGACGGCAAAAGCAAGGACAAAAACAAGGACAUUGAAGCUCAGAAAAAGCAUCCACCAAAACCAGUCUCUUGUCUGUCGCGCAUCCCCUAUCCCAUCGCACACUUCCUCGGCUACCGAAGAAAAUCGACUGAGAACCGCGCCCUCAUCCGACCUGUCGAGAAGCUUCCUCGCAAAUUCGAGACGCUCAUCUGGGCAUGGAUCGGUGCCGCGCUAGGUCUCGGCUUUGUCAUGGUCGCCUUCUCCCGCUGGGACCAGUUUGCCAUGUCGUCUAACGACCCCAUCACCGUGUGGACUACUCCGAUCAUCAUCGGCUCUUUCGGCGCUUCCAGCGUCAUCCUCUAUGGAACGCCUGCGUCUCCGCUUGGUCAACCGAAGGCCUUCCUUGGAGGUCAAUUCAUCUGCGCGCUCACCUCGGUCUGCAUCACGAAACUCUUCGAGCUUAACCGCAACUAUAACCCAGACCUUAUUGAUUCUUCACACAGCCUCGUUUGGGUAGCGGGAUCCAUAGCGACGGGAACAGCUUUAUGCAUCAUGAUCUUGACCGACACCGUACACCCACCAGGUGGUGCAACCGCGUUGUUGGCUGCCACAAGUCCACCUGUGAUUAAGCUCGGCUGGCAUUAUCUACCCGUCAUCCUGCUCUCGAGCGUCAUCAUGGUCGCUUGGGCUAUGGUCUGGAUGAAUCUCGGAAGGGCUAGAUACCCACAUUACUGGUUGUGGCCAGCUGGUCAUCCCAAUAACCAACGAGAUUUUAGAGUCAAGUUUCCAGGCUUUGGCAAGCCCAAGAAGAAUCGUCGUAGAAACAUGUCAUGA